CAUCUUUCUCCUUUGCUUUAUUCUAGGCUCCUGCGAGUCUGCUAAAAUUAGCUACGCACGACGUUGCUGUCAUGGCUCAACCAGCAGUGUCCUCUUGUAUUGAUUACAAAUGGAAGUAUGACGUGUUUCCUAGUUUUCAUGGUGAAGACACUCGGUUAAGUUUCGUUAGCUUUCUUCGCGGAUCUCUACAUGAAAGAGGAAUCCGUGUCUUUAUGGAUGAUGAGCACAUCAGAACGGGAGAAGAAAUAACACCAGCACUUAUCAAAGCCAUAAGAGAAUCCAGGAUAGCUAUCAUAGUUUUCUCCGAGAACUAUGCCAACUCAACAUUCUGCCUGCAGGAACUUGUAGAGAUUCUCGAGUGCUUUAAAGAAGAAGGUCGGUUAAUAUAUCCAGUAUUUUACUAUGUGGAUCCAUCAGAGUUGCGACGUCCGAGAGCAAGCUAUGCAGAGGCUUUGGCUCGAUUGGAGAAAAGAUUUAAGGACAACAAACAACAAGUAGAAAAUUGGAGGUUGGCUUUGUCCCAAGCAGCUAAUUUGAAAGGGUGUCAUCUCAAAGCCAAGAUUGCAAAUGAGCAAGAACAUAUUACAGAGAUCACCAAUGAAGUAUCAGCGAGGAUUCAUCGUAUUCAUAAUCAUUUACACAUUGAAGGAGAUCAGGUGUUAAUGCAUGACGUGAUUGAAGAUAUGGGUAAAGAAAUUGUUCGACAAGAAUCACCAGAUGAACCCGGUAAACGAAGUAGGUUAUGGUUCUACCAAGAUAUUCUUCAUGUUUUAAAUCGAAACACAGGAACCAAUAAAGUGGGAGUCAUAUUUCUAGACCUACCUGAAGACUUUUCUGAAGAUAAUGAAGUACAAAUGCAAUGGAGUGGAAAGGCAUUCAUGAAGAUGACAAAUCUCAAAAUCCUUGUGAUAAAAAAUGCAAGCUUUAUUUCAAAAUGCCCCACACAUCUUCCAAAGAGUUUAAAGUGGUUGAAAUGGAAGGGGUAUCCUUUCAAGUUUUUGCCGCAUAAUAUUUGUUCAACAGAACUUAUUUGUCUUGACUUGUCGAAUAGUUGUUUUGAUACACUCCAGCCAUUUACGAAGAAGUUCCACACUUUAAGCCGCAUGAAUUUUAGAAAUUGCCAAUUUCUACAACAAAUUCCAGAUUUAUCUGGAGUUUUUAAUUUAAGAGAAUUGUGGCUUGAUGAUUGCACAAAUUUAGUUGAAAUCCAUCAUUCAGUUGGGUGUUUAAAUAAAUUGAAGGAAUUGAGUGCCAUGCGAUGCAAUAGCUUGGAAAUUUUGCUUCCAGACCUUAGACUGGUAUCUCUUGAGAAUCUCAACCUCUAUGGUUGUUCAAGGCUCUAUAGUUUCCCAGAGAUAUUGAUUGAGAUGAAAUAUAUGCGAAAUCUUCACUUGGGUAGAACAGCCAUUAUUGUGUUGCCAUCUUCAAUUUGUAAUCUCAUUGGACUUGAAACCUUAAACAUAGAGGAAUGUCCUUAUCUUGAGCAACUACCAACUACCAUUUGUUUGCUGCCAAAUCUUUGGGAGCUAAAUGCAACUUCUUCUAAAGUAUUGUCUCAUAUAAAGAUGUAUAAGGAAGGACAAGAAGAAAACUUGGAUUGCUAUGCACUGUCUUUGAAAUUGGAACGUUUUUGCUUCUCAAAAUGCAAUUUAUCAGAUGACUCUCUUGCUCUUUGCCUCUCUCACUUCACUAAUAUGAUACAUUUAGAUAUAAGCUUCAGUAGUCGUGUUACGACCCUUCCAGCAUGCAUCAAGGAAUGUCACCAUUUGAAAUAUCUUUCCCUGGAUCAUUGCAACCGACUUCAACAUAUUGAGGAGAUGCCACCAAACUUGGAAAAAUUCAGUGCCAUAUGUUGCAUGUCAUUGACAAAAAGAUCUGAAAGCAGAGUAUUGUAUCAGGUACUCAACUUGCAACCUGGGAAAACAAACUUUAUCUUUCCUGGAGGUAAAUUCCCAGAAAAUCUUGAUAGUUAUAGUAGGAGAAGCUGUGUGUCUUUUUGGGUUCGUGAUGUGUUUCCAACAAUUUUUAUAUGGAUUCUUGUGAAACAAGAUCAGGAUUUUCUCUUCAGUUGUUCAUUCUUGGUGCACGUCAAUGACGUCAAGCUAGAUAUUUCUUCUGAGUGGCUUCUGUUUCCAUCAAGAGCAAUGCCCAAGAAAUGA
Messenger RNA from Neltuma alba, 2159 nucleotides. RefSeq names its product TMV resistance protein N-like. The transcript has 7 exons. Gene Ontology annotation, biological process: signal transduction; defense response. The record is from RefSeq and is a predicted model, not a curated record. Bases 72 to 2159 code for a protein of 695 amino acids. NCBI's taxonomy places the organism in Eukaryota, Viridiplantae, Streptophyta, Magnoliopsida, Fabales, Fabaceae.